Messenger RNA from Nerophis lumbriciformis (worm pipefish), 1977 nucleotides. RefSeq names its product peptidylprolyl isomerase domain and WD repeat containing 1 (gene ppwd1). Gene Ontology annotation, molecular function: peptidyl-prolyl cis-trans isomerase activity; protein binding. Lineage: Eukaryota; Metazoa; Chordata; Actinopteri; Syngnathiformes; Syngnathidae. The record is from RefSeq and is a predicted model, not a curated record. Gene Ontology annotation, biological process: protein peptidyl-prolyl isomerization.
GUGAUGCAAUUCGGCGACGGACAGGGCGGAAACAGAGUAAUAAUGGCGGCAGCAGCUGAAAACAAUGUGGAACUGAAGCGAAAAGCCGAUGAAACUCGGGCCGAAGACGGAGAAGAGGAGGAAUGGGUCGGGCCAAUGCCGAAUGAAGCUACCAAGACCAAGAAAAGAAAAGUGCUAGAAUAUGAACGCGUGUACUUGGACAACCUGCCUUCAGCUGCUAUGUACGAGAAGAGUUACAUGCACAGAGAUGUCAUCACUCACAUUGUUUGUUCCAAGACAGACUUCAUCAUCACGGCCAGCCAGGACGGCCACGUCAAGUUUUGGAAGAAGAACGAGGGCGAGGGAAUCGAGUUUGUCAAGCACUUCCGGAGCCAUCUUGGCGUGAUCGAGAGCAUCGCGGUGAGCGCAGAGGGCGCCCUCCUCUGCUCUGUGGGCGACGACCAGGCCAUGAAAGUGUUUGACGUGGUCAACUUUGACAUGAUCAACAUGCUGAAGUUGGGCUUCCACCCCGGGCAGAGCGAGUGGAUCUACAAUCCCGGCGACGCCAUUUCCACGGUGGCCUGCUCCGAGAAGUCCACGGGAAAGAUCUCCGUGUACGACGGGCGGGGCAGCGGUGAGCCCCUCCACGUCUUCGCCAAGAUGCACUCCUCGCCGCUGUCCCAGAUCCGCCUCAAUGCCAAAUUCCGGGUCAUCGUCUCUGCCGACAAAGCGGGGAUGCUGGAAUACUGGACCGGUCUGCCCAACGAGUUCAGGUUCCCCAAAUACGUGCAGUGGGAGUACAAGACGGACACGGACCUGUACGAGUUUGCCAAGAACAAAACCUACCCCACCAGUCUGGUCUUCUCCCCCGACGGCAAGAAGAUGGCCACCAUGGCGUCCGACCGGAAAGUCCGAAUGUUCCGCUUCCUCACGGGGAAACUGAUGAGAGUUUUUGAUGAGUCCUUAACCAUGUUCACAGAGCUGCAGCAGAUGAGGCAGCAGCUGCCCGACAUGGAGUUCGGGAGGCGGAUGGCGGUGGAGCGAGAACUGGAGAAGGUGGACGGCAUCCGUCUGACCAACAUCAUCUUUGACGAAACGGGCCACUUCGUCUUGUACGGCACCAUGCUGGGCAUCAAGGUCAUCAAUGUGGAGACCAACAGAUGCGUGCGGAUCCUGGGGAAGCUGGAGAACAUCCGCGUGAUCCAGCUGAGCCUCUUCCAGGGCGUGGCGAAGGCCAUGCAAGUGGCGCCCACCGUGGAGAUGAAGGCGUCGGAUAAUCCCGCCCUGCAGAACGUCGAGCCCGACCCCACCGUCUUCUGCACCGCCUUCAAGAAGAACCGCUUCUACAUGUUCUCAAAGAGAGAACCGGAGGACACGAAGAGCGCCGACUCGGACCGAGACAUCUUCAACGAGAAGCCCUCCAAGGAGGAGGUGAUGGCCGCCACGCAGGCCGAGGGCCCCAAGAGAGUGUCGGACAGCGCCAUCAUCCACACCACCAUGGGCGACAUCCACAUCAAGCUGUUCCCCGUGGAGUGCCCAAAGACGGUGGAGAACUUCUGCGUCCACAGCAGGAACAGCUACUACAACGGACACAUCUUCCACAGAGUCAUCAAGGGCUUCAUGAUCCAGACCGGGGACCCCACGGGCACCGGCAUGGGCGGCGAGAGCAUCUGGAGCGGCGAGUUCGAGGACGAGUUCCACGCCACCCUGAGGCACGAUCGGCCCUACACGCUCAGCAUGGCCAACGCAGGCCCCGCCUCCAACGGAUCGCAGUUCUUCGUCACCGUCGUGCCCACGCCUUGGCUGGACAACAAGCACACGGUGUUUGGGAGGUGCAUCAAAGGGAUGGAGGUGGUCCAGAGGAUCUCCAACAUCAAAGUUCACCCCAAAACGGACAAACCGUACGAGGACAUCAGCAUCAUCAACAUCACCAUCAAGUGAUAUUUUUGUUUUUUACAUCUUUUUAGACACGACUAUUAAACGCUGCGUUCAAAAGUC